Sinocyclocheilus anshuiensis is the source of this 2047-nucleotide messenger RNA. Its product is annotated as probable G protein-coupled receptor 85. Bases 280 to 1413 code for a protein of 377 amino acids. Gene Ontology annotation, molecular function: G protein-coupled receptor activity. The record is from RefSeq and is a predicted model, not a curated record. Gene Ontology annotation, cellular component: plasma membrane. The transcript is spliced from 2 exons. Gene Ontology annotation, biological process: G protein-coupled receptor signaling pathway. NCBI's taxonomy places the organism in Eukaryota, Metazoa, Chordata, Actinopteri, Cypriniformes, Cyprinidae.
GUUUACUGUAUAAUCACAGUGGGGGGAAAAGAGCAGGCAACAAAACUAAAGCUUUUUUACGGCAAAGUGACUGCUGCCAUGUAAAUAACCGCCAGGGAAACAAAGGGGGAAUAUCAACAGGGAUCCUUUUAGGUGUGAUGAGACAAAGGAACAAAGGAUGCCUUAGAAGAGAGGCAGCGACGAACAAGGCUGGAACCUGCUUCAAAGCACACCAGAUGGAUCUAUCGCUCCACGCUCCAUCCAGAUCAUGAAACUUGGCUAAAGCUUUAAGCGUUCUCUAUGAUCCCUUCUCCAUCUAUGGCGAACUACAGCCAUGCAGGGGACCAUAACAUCUUGCAGAAUGUCUCUCCGCUCGCCACUUUCCUUAAACUGACCUCCCUGGGUUUCAUCAUCGGUGUCGGCGUGGUCGGAAACCUCCUGAUCUCCAUCCUACUGGUCAAAGACAAGAGCCUUCAUCGAGCGCCCUACUACUUCCUGCUGGACCUCUGUGCUUCGGACAUCCUCCGCUCAGCCAUCUGCUUCCCCUUCGUCUUCACCUCCGUCAAGAAUGGCUCAGCCUGGACGUACGGCACGCUGACCUGCAAAGUGAUCGCCUUCUUGGGCGUGCUCUCCUGUUUCCACACUGCCUUCAUGCUGUUCUGCGUUAGCGUGACGCGGUACCUGGCCAUCGCCCAUCACCGCUUUUACACCAAGCGGCUGACCUUCUGGACAUGCCUGGCCGUCAUAUGCAUGGUGUGGACGCUGUCGGUAGCCAUGGCGUUCCCUCCGGUGCUGGACGUGGGCACGUACUCCUUCAUCCGCGAGGAGGACCAGUGCACCUUCCAGCACCGCUCCUUCCGCGCCAAUGACUCGUUGGGCUUCAUGCUGCUCCUUGCACUCAUCCUCCUGGCCACCCAGCUUGUCUACCUCAAGCUCAUCUUUUUCGUCCACGACCGCCGAAAGAUGAAGCCGGUGCAGUUUGUGCCCGCCGUCAGCCAGAACUGGACCUUCCACGGCCCGGGGGCGAGCGGCCAGGCCGCGGCGAACUGGCUGGCGGGCUUCGGCCGGGGCCCUACACCGCCGACCCUGCUGGGAAUCCGGCAGAACAGCAAUGCGGCGGGCCGCAGGCGUCUGCUGGUGCUGGACGAGUUUAAGACUGAAAAGAGGAUAAGCAGGAUGUUCUACAUCAUUACCUUCUUCUUCCUGAGCCUGUGGGGACCCUACCUGGUAGCCUGCUACUGGAGGGUGUUCGCCCGAGGCCCAGUGAUCCCGGGAGGCUACCUGACGGCGGCUGUGUGGAUGAGCUUCACCCAGGCUGGAGUCAACCCCUUCAUCUGCAUCUUCUCCAACCGGGAGCUCCGGAGAUGCUUCAGCACCACGCUCCUCUACUGCAGAAAAUCCAGGUUACCGAGAGAACCCUACUGUGUUAUAUGAAGGUUCGGUGGCGUUUCUUGUUUAUCCAAUGUGGUUUUUGUUUGGAUGCCCCGGUCGAUCAGGGAUGUGUUCAAUUGUACAGCUCUCUACUCCUCCUCCCAUUCCUCUCGCUCCCUUUUUGAGGCCUGUAGUUGAACCGUCUGAAUGGAAUACGAUGACGAACGGACAGAGGACACGUCCCGCGUUUAUGUUCUAGUAAACAACCGAUGCGAAAGGCCAUUUGAAACCCAACACGCAAAAAAAAAGAAGAAAAAAAAUUGAAAAAAAAGGAAAAAAUGGAAAGAAAAGAAUAAACGGAUACGUCGAGAAGGGACUGACCUUUGCUUUGGAUAUCUGGAAGACUCUGGAAAGGGUGUAAAGAAAUCAAACUGUUACCUUAAGGAAUCACUGGAAUUUGUGUCUAAAAAGUUGCACUAAUGAGAAGACCUGAAGAUGCUUUUUUCGCGCCGUCGCAUUGCAAGGAUGUCUUGUUUUUCCCAAACUGAAAUACGAAUGCUUUAAUCUGCAACAGACUUCUCUUUCACUGUAAGUAAACAAAACAUGUGGGGUGACUAACUCUGUUGGAAUACACCUUCACGAGAGGAUAAAUUGGUUUAAAUGUAAGUGAUAUCUUUUUUUCCUUUUAGGGUGGGGU